CGUCAGGUGAAACUCGUUCCGAGGGGAAAGAGGAGGACGGAUGAACUCACUUCGUUUUGAACUUUGCGGCAAGUCUUUUUUAUACUUUUUUUUAAUGAAUUUAUUAGCCGAAGGGAACUUCUAACACCCAGGAGCCAACGACGUCCAAGAUGAAGAGCCUGAAGUACCGAUUGAAAAAGCACGAAGUGACCAUCACAAACACAGACUGGAACAAGUAUGAUGAUCGGCUGAUGAAGGCGGUGGAACGUGGCGAAGUGGACAAGGUGGCUGCUGUUCUCGGGAAGAAGGGCAUCCUCCCCACCAAGCUUGACGUGGAAGGGCGCUCUGCGUUUCAUUUGGCUGCAACACGAGGACACCUAGACUGUCUCAAACUCAUCCUGGGACACACUGUUGAUGUCACUGCGACUGAUGCCACGGGUAAAAAUGCUCUUCACCUGGCGUCAAGAAACGGACAUUCUCUGUGUGUGCAGAAACUCUUGCAGCACAACUGUCCAGUUGGAAAUGUGGACCUACAAGGAAGAACAGCUCUACAUGAUGCUGUAAUGGCCGGCUGCCCAUCCAGCGUGAAACUUCUCUGUGACAGCGGGGGUUCUGUCAAUGCCACUGAUUUUGAUGGCAGGACACCUCUGGUGCUGGCAACCCAGAUGUGUCAUUCACGCAUCUGUCAGCUGCUGCUUGAGCGAGGGGCUGAUAUCACCAUACGGGACAAACAAAACAAGACGGCGCUGAUUCUGGGCUGCGAGUUCGCCUGUAAGGAUGCAGUGGAGGUGUUGCUGAAAAGCGGCACUGACGUGAAGGCGGUUGACAGCUUGGGUCAUGAUGCAUUUCACUACGCUCGCCUCAGCAAGAAUCAGGAGCUUGUUGGAAUGGUUAAAAGUUACCUUGACAAAGCCACGAGAGAUAAAGAGGCCGCAAGGAUUGAACAGUGGAAACGACAGCAUUCAGUGGAGAGAUCAGAGGCAACUGAGGCUAACAGACGGGAUCUGAUCGUACAUGACCUGGAGAAGCAGAACGAGACCCUGCAGGAAAAUCUCAGGAAGUACCACCAGGAGCAGAGAACCCUGAUAGAUAAGGUCAACAUACUACAGCAACAGCUCACACAGGAAAAAACGACAGUGGAAGACACUCAAAAAGAGAAGGACCACUUGAAGGUAUUACUCAGUGCAAAAGAGCGAGAGGAAGGAGCUCGAGGCCCAGAGACAGUCAAGGUCCAGCUCCGCAGUACUUUGGGAGACUACACUGGGCAGUCUGUUAUCAAAGGCAAAGAAAAUAUUUUGGUCAAACAAACUGCCAGUCUUGAUUCUGAUCAGAUGCUCCAGAAUCCUGCUAUGUCACGUUCACUGUCCAGACCUCUAGAGAAGAGUCCGCCAGCUGUCGCCUGGGACCUCUCCGGUGAACUGGAUGCACUCCGACAUGAACUUGAGGCUGUCAAGAGAAAUCAACAGGCAUCAGAGGAAGAGACAGCGCGGCUUCAAUCCGCCCUGAACCGUAAAAACCGUGAGUGCCAAGAACUGGUCCAAAGCCGAGACGCCAUCCAGAGACAGGCUGACCAGCAGGUUCAAGAGCUUGAGGAUGCCUUGGGAGACGUCCAGAAGAGGAUGCUGGACUCUGAGUGUAAAGUCAAGCAGCUACAAGCCCAUGUGGUCGCUGUUAAGGAACACUUAGGAGGCCAGGCGACGGAAGAACUGCGUGUCCAGCUCCAGGACAUCAAGGCCAAGUAUGAAGGUGCUUCAGCUGAAGUUUGUCGUGUUCGAAACCGCCUCAAACAGAGCGAGAAGGCCCUGGAGGAGUACAAGUCCAGCGAAAGCCAGCUCGCAGCUGAGGCAGAAAGUCUUAACCAAGAGGUGGGAGCUCUGACUGCAGAACGAGAUGAGCUUACAGAAACCCUUUUAGAAAUGGAAACCCAGUUGAAGGAGACCCAGACUAAACAUGGCAACACGGUACCCGCUGAGAAAUUUGACAACAUGAAAAACCUGCUGAGCAAUGCAGUUGACGAGAAGGAACGACAGCUCGCUGAGCUGAGGGAAGACUACGACCGUGUGCUGGAGGAGGUGGCAGAGCUCCAUCGAAAGCUUGAUAGUCCGUCAUCCCAGGGAGGAUCAGGGGCGAUGUCUGCUGAGGAGCAACAGAGGAUACGGGCUGCUCUCGAAGAGCAAAAUGCUUCGCUGAAGAGGAAACUGGUGGAUGUCACCGCCAAAAGCCAGGCUCUAAUUCAGGAGGUCGAGGAGAGUGAAGAGGAAAGAGAUAUACUACGAGACCAGCUGGAUGAGCUCAACAGCAGGAUUGAGAUCGACUUUAUGCCCGUAAAGGAUCACGAGGAAGCUCGGAGAAACAUGGUAACAGCUUUGGAGGAGCUGGAGGACAAACUGGUGGAAGCCAGUGAACGUUACGGAAAAGCAGAGGGGCAAGUCCAGCAGCUUCAAACGGAGAGGGCUACGCUGCAGGAGAAUAUCAGGAGUGUCCAAACAGCCCGGGAGAAACACCAGAGUGACAUGGAAGCUCUGAGGUCUCAGAAUGCCGAUCUGACGAAGAAACUUGAACUGCAACAGAAGAGAUGCGAAGACCGAGACAAAGAGUGUGUACAGCUGACCACACAGAGCCAGACUCUGAAACAGAGCUUGGAGGGAGAGUAUGUUUCCAGGCAGCAGCACGAGCAAGUGAAGAUGGAGUUAAGUUCCACAUUAGAAAGAGUGAAAGCUGAGAUGUUGAAGUUGGAGACCAAGGAAAAAGAAAGUGGGGAAGAAUUGAAGAAUGUGAAAGAAGGAAAUGAUAAGUUGAAAGAAGAGUUGGAAAAAGUUCUUUUGGAAAUUAAAAAAAACUACAUAAGCAUAGAAGACCACAAAGCGACGACAGACAAACUGAAUGCAGCUGUGGUUGAGGCGGAGAAUAGAACAAAACAAGUGUCAGAUAUGCAUGUGUUGGCCCAGGAGGAAACGGCGAAACUUACCCAAGAAUUAGAGGCCCAGAAGAAAGAACUUGAUACCAUACAGGAGGCUAUUCAGUCCAAGUUUAUUCCACUGACGGCGGCUGAGGAGAAAGAACACUCUUACAGCGCCCAGGUGAAGGAGCUGACAGUCAAGCUGUUGGACAUGGAAGAGAAAUACAACAAAGAACGGUCUGCUGGAGAGAGCGGCAAGCAGGAGAAAGAGAAACUAAAACUUGAGAUAGAAUCUGUCCAACAAACACUGGACAUUGCUUUAGUUACCAGAGAAAAGCACAAGGAAGUGGAGGAAGAGUUUGUGGGUAAAUAUGAGGAACUGACUCAGCAGUUGGUCAGAUUGGAGCAGCAGCAUGAGGAAGUUACACUUCAGAGAGCCGAUCUUCAAGACCAGAAUGCCCUCUGCAACACCCAGAUCCAGAAUCUCCAGGAGCGUCUGAAAUCGGAGUUGACCCGAAUAGCGACAUAUGACUCGGAGCUUAAAGCCCUCAAUGAUGCCAUGCAGCAGGCCCAGGCCGAUUGCAAGAAGGCAAGAGAGACUCAGCAGGAGGAGGCCCAGAGGGUUUGUGCCUUGCAGAAAGAACUGCAGCAGCAGCGUGGGGAUCAGACGUCUCUGCUGCAGCGACACGCCACUGCCAAGGAGGCGAUUGAGGCUGAAGUCGCCCAGCUUCAGAUGGCUCUCCGUGAAGAGGAGGAGAACAACGCCCAGAGGGCCGAAGAUGUGGCUGCCCUGCAAUCUGAGCUCCUUCAGGCCACACAGGCUCUGGAGGACAUUCGCUACAAGGAAGACCAAAUGAACCAGCUGAAGAAGGAGAAGCGGCAGCUGGAGGAGGAGGCUGCCAACCUGAGCAACAAGCUACUGAGCUUAGCAGAAGAGUGCGAAGAGGCCCACCAGGAGGCGACACAGGCAAGGGAGGGUGAGGGCAAGGCCCGGGCAGAGAGGGAGGCUCUCCAGGAGAAGGGAUGUGCCAUCGAGAGAGAAAUUAGAGAGCUGAAAGGGAGAUACGACGAGUCGCUCAGCACCAUCUGUGAUCUUCAGAGGAGGAUUCAGACUUCAGCUCAGCAGACUGAAGCCAAAGAUAAGAAGAUCACAGAGUUGCUGACAGACGUUGAGCGAUUGAAGCAGGCACUGAACGGUCUGUCCCAGCUGGCCUACACAAGCAACACACCCAACAAGAGGCAGACGCUGCACAUCGACACACUCCAGGCUCAGAUCAAGAACCUACAGCAGCAGCUGGCUGAUGCUGAGAGGCAACACAGGGAGGUGGUUUCAAUUUAUCGAACUCAUCUUCUCAGUGCAGCGCAGGGCCACAUGGAUGAGGACGUCCAGGCCGCCUUACUACAGAUCAUCCGCAUGAGAGAGGAGUUUGUGUGUUAAAGUUUCCUCCGACAAAACACAAUGAUACCUACGGACUCAGAUUCACGGUUUUCACAGUGUCACUUGCUGUGGCCCCUGUGGGUGCUCAGUGUGUGUGUGUGUGUGUGUGUGUGUGUGUGUGUGUGUGUGCGCGCGCGUGCGUGUCUGUUUG
Molecule: messenger RNA, 4467 nt
Organism: Scophthalmus maximus (turbot)
Lineage: Eukaryota; Metazoa; Chordata; Actinopteri; Pleuronectiformes; Scophthalmidae
Gene: uacab
Product: uveal autoantigen with coiled-coil domains and ankyrin repeats b
Exons: 19
Coding region: 150-4316 (1388 amino acids)
Molecular function (GO): actin binding
Source: RefSeq, a predicted model, not a curated record